Sodiomyces alkalinus F11 is the source of this 755-nucleotide messenger RNA. RefSeq lists its product as hypothetical. Lineage: Eukaryota; Fungi; Ascomycota; Sordariomycetes; Glomerellales; Plectosphaerellaceae. Bases 186 to 710 code for a protein of 174 amino acids. The record is from RefSeq and is a predicted model, not a curated record. The transcript has a single exon.
GUCCUUUCAAGGUACUUGACCCCUUGUCUGUCUCAGUUAGACACUGGUACGGCACAAUCGGUUGGCUCCUCUCCUCCAGCCAAGCCGUUAAAGCGGGCCCCUAGGUAGAUUCUGCGGGACAAGUUCCAAUCCUUCUUCAAUACCUACCUAGGUAGGUAGCAGUGAGACCUCAACAGCAUAUCUGAAUGAAAAGAUUAGGUGGAGAGCUUGAAUCACCAAGUAUCGCCGCGUCACAGCGGCUCGACGAUGGCAAUUCUAUUUUCCCUUAUCGACUGAGACAUGUCUUUUAUGGCGGUUACUUUGGACGAUCAGUUUGCGGCGUGUCCAACUCAACUACGGGGUUCCUUCCGCUCCACGUCAGUCCCUUUUUCCCUUUCUUCUUUCGCGAUCCCUACGGCGAAAGGGCGAAGGGACGACGAGGCGAUACCUUCAGAGAGGGGGAAAAAUGCAUGGAAAACGACUUGAUGCCCUUCUCAGCCUCCCUAGUAAUGGCACAUCGGCUUAAUAUUCGCUGUCUAGAAUCGACCAUGUCAGGAGCAGUUCAACACCCGAGGAAUCCUGGCUUAAACCUAGCCAGGGAAUGGCAAAGGGCAGUGUCCUACUCAGAUGUAUGGACCUUGAAUAGCGGUCGCAUGUUCGACGAUGGCAACGAAUUCACACGGCCUGGACAGCACAGUGCUUCAUGGUCCAUCACGUCUGAUGCUCGAUGAAGAUAUCGGCAUCGCGGGGAAGACUGCACAAGACGAACAAACAAG